Girardinichthys multiradiatus is the source of this 2805-nucleotide messenger RNA. RefSeq names its product deleted in malignant brain tumors 1 protein. The record is from RefSeq and is a predicted model, not a curated record. Gene Ontology annotation, cellular component: membrane. The transcript is spliced from 8 exons. The coding region runs from base 518 to 1729 and encodes 403 amino acids. NCBI's taxonomy places the organism in Eukaryota, Metazoa, Chordata, Actinopteri, Cyprinodontiformes, Goodeidae.
CGGUAGAAAAUGACUGACUGACUGACUGACUGUGAUGCUUUUGUACUCGGUUUAGAUUUUCAAGCCACGCCCCCUUGCGUGCCGAGCCUCCGGAAGUGGGAGGCCGGCUUUAAGCUCGAGCCGCGGCUUGUGGUGACCUCCGUCUGCCUCAGGGAGAGGAGCUCCGUGUCGAAACGCUGCUGGGAUGUAUGGAAGAACGCGGCGGCUCAACGCUAACACAGCUGCAGGCGUGUGAAAGCACAUGAUAGUGGCAGCCACCCGGGUUGACUAGGAACCUAUCAGACCCCCUUUAACGCAGUGAUUAAAUGUUAAUGAAAAGCAUUAAUUAGCUGGAUAAUGUCUCUAAGCUUGCUCCAGCCCUGCUUUGUGUAUCCGUUGGUUAGCCGCUAGCGCCAGCUCCUUUUCCCCGUUGGUGUCCUUUGUUGCUCCCGGUUAGCGGAUGUUUUUCAGCAUCUGUCAGAGGCUCCAUCACCAGGACGACACCCGGCCGGACGACUGAUGGGAGGCUGAGGGAACAAUGCCGAGGUUCCUCCGUAUCAUUUUAACAGGCCUGUUGGCUGUUCUGUGUGAUGGAGUAGAAGCUUUUGGUGUUGGUGCGUAUGGUGGGAUGAGAGUAGUGAACGGAGACCACCACUGUUCCGGCAGAGUCGAAGUCAACCUUCACGAGAAGUGGGGGACUAUCUGUGACCACGACUGGGAUUUGCGGGCAGCUAGUGUGGUGUGCUCGGAGCUGGGUUGCGGCUUCGCUGAAUCGGCUUCUCGUGGCGCCGAAUUUGGCCCAGGCAGUGGAAUGAUUGCUUUGCGCUCCGUCCAUUGCAAAGGACAGGAAUCCAGGUUGAUCCACUGUGACGCCUUCAUUAACAGGAACUCUUUUUGCACCCAUCAGAAUGAUGCCGGCGUGAAAUGCUCAGGUACUUUAAUGGAGCCCAGGCUCUCAGUGCUGUCACCUCACUUUGUGUUCUCUGUUGGGGAGUCUGUUCAUUUUUACUGCAUCAUUCAACCACGUGACCGCAUCAGCAACGUUCACCUGUACAAGCAUGGAGUCGAUACGCCGCUGGUCACACAGAGUGCUGACCCGACCCAGAUUGGAGUGAGCCUUGUUUUGUCUGAUGUAGAAACUUUUCAGCAAGGCAGCUACAGCUGCCAGUACAACAUAAGGGGCGGUUUCCCUCCCCACCCGAUCAGAUCUCCACCCAGCCAUCCUGUUAAUAUUACUGUAGUUGACCUCUUGACCCCCCAUCACUGGUACAACACGUCCUCUGAGGCCCCAGCCGGCUCCGUCAUCAAAGGCGAGAGUUUUAAUAUCACUUGCUCCACCCCUCGGCAGUACCCUGGUGCUUCCUUCCAGCUUCGCCUGGUCCGUUCCAACGGCACGGUCCGGCAGUCCCUCCCAGCAGUCUCCCAGUCUGUUACUUUCACCUUCCCCAACGCCCAGAGCUCAAACGAGGGAUACUAUUACUGCCUGUAUCGGGUCCAGCUGGGCGGACGUACGUUUGUCUCCAGAGAAAGCCAGCCUCUACCUAUAGCCAUUAAAGAUCCUGACCCACUACUGAGCCCCAUGGUGAUCAGCUGGCUUGUGUCUGGGGUGACUUUUGUCAUAGCUGUCAUCAUUAUUUUUAUUGUGGCGAAGGUGGUGUGUAACAAGGAGAAGAAGCCGUCUGAAUUGGAGCGGGAGACCAGAACCUGUGUGGACAACACAUAUGUUGCCUUAUCAGUUAACAAGCUUUGAUCGAGUCUGCAGAUUUAAAUGUGUGGACAUCAAGGAGGACUCGAACCGUCUCCAAGCACAUCCGAACGGUAGAAGAUGUGGAUGGAACAGAGGCCACCACCUACUGGUGACUACUGGAACCAGUUUACAACAGUCUGGAUGAGGCCGACUUUUAUUCAGCACUUCCAUGACCGUACGACUGAGUAUUAGGGCCAGGCUAAGAAAAUCUUUUUAAAUUUUUUGGAAAUUCCGAGAAUAAAGUCGGAAUUUGAAUGACCGUUCUUACAAAAAGCAGUCUUCCAAGCGUUAAAAUGAGGACUGUUGAGCAUCUUGUGAAGUUAGACUUCAGUAUCUGUUUCACAAAUAAGGACAUUCUUAUUCUUUUAGCACAUCAGCAUCAAAGUAUUGGUAUCAGGACUAGACAAUUGUGCAUAUGACCGUCUUGUUUCAUAGAAAGAACCACACUGACUUGGAAGAAAUUGCUUGUUUUUUGGAAAUUGAGCUAUUACUUUUUUUCUUGUAAUGUUACGACUUUAUUCUCGUAAUUUCAAACAAAUAACGCUCUUAGCCUGGCUCUAAUACUCCGUCGUAUGAUACAGUAUGAUACUGAACUGGCUUUUUAUUCAUACCGGAAAACCAUGGAUAUUAUUGAUAUUCAAGCCUAUAUUGUAAUAAUGUGCAAGCUGACAGCCACAUUGGAGCAACAGCUGUAUAUGUUAGAUAUGUUGCUCAGGCCUGGCUGCUGUCACCAUCUCAGACGAACCGGAUCAGAAACCAGACACUAAACCUUAUAGCUAAUUAGAUGCUUGCCCUCAGAACAAUGAUCCUUAAAGGAUUAUAAGAUGUGAUGCAUUUUAAGAUUAACACUAUGCAUUUUCAUCUAGCUUUUUUCAAUGAUGCACUUCAUUUUGUAAAUGCUGUUGUUUUGUGUGCAGACUGUUAGACAAUCUAAACAUGUUGCUGAUGGUACCUUUCUUUGGAGCAAACUACAAAAUGAGGCUUUAUAGAAACCUUGCAGUAUAUGGUUCAUUUGUUUUUGUAUGUGUUAUUUACCAUGAUGACACUUUGUUUCCUGAAUAAAGACUUGAAACACAAAA